AUGUUUGAUGGCAGACCCCACCUGGAGGCCUGGAGGGCAGUGAUCGACUGUGUCCAGGAGGCGCGGGCGGGGGCCAGGCUUAGGCAGCUGUCCUUCUCUGGGAUGACAGGUGCCCGUAUGCUGGGCCUGCUCCACGACACAGUGGUCUUCCUGGUGGAGCAGCUCCAGGGGGCCCGCCGCUGCCAUAGCCACGUCUUCCGCUUCUUUAAACAAUCAGCCAAGGAGGACCUGCCUGUCAACCCCUCUGGAUGUGCCCACUCUGAGGUCUACCUCAGGAAGACCACCUUCGACAUGUUCAACUUCCUGGCUUCCCAGCACCGCCAGCUGCCUGACAUCAACCCCUACGAUGAGGAAGAGGAUGAAGUCCCACUCAAAUCCACAAGACGUGCCACUAGCUUGGAGCUCCCCAUGGCCAUGCGCUUCAGACAUCUAGAGAGGACAUCUAAGGAGGCUGUAGGCGUGUACAGGUCUGCUAUCCACGGUCGAGGUCUGUUCUGCAAGAGGAACAUCGAUGCUCAGGAGAUGGUCAUUGAGUAUGCCGGCAUCGUCAUUCGCUCAGUGCUCACAGACAAGCGGGAGAAGUACUACGAUGGCAAGGGUAUCGGCUGCUACAUGUUCCGUAUCGAUGACUUUGACGUGGUGGACGCCACCAUGCACGGCAAUGCGGCACGCUUCAUCAACCACUCGUGCGAGCCCAACUGCUACUCGCGCGUCAUCAACGUGGAGGGCCAGAAGCACAUCGUCAUCUUCGCCCUGCGCAAGAUCUACCGGGGUGAGGAGCUCACCUACGACUACAAGUUCCCCAUCGAAGACCCAGCAAGCAAGCUCAACUGCAACUGCGGGGCCCGGAAAUGCAGACGCUUCCUCAACUAGGGGCAGGAGGAGGACGUGGUACUGCCACAGUCUCUGCAGGGGGAACAAGGCACUACGGGAGGGGCUGAGAGCAGAGGCAACAGGGGAAGACAGAGGUUAAAAGCCUUAAAUUAAGGUUUUACUGGGUUGGGAGGUGGGGGAGGAGAAAAUACAGGAAAGGAUGAGGCACUACGAAGAGACUGGAAGAGGAACCAAGGCCAGGAGAUGGGGAGCAAGAGGGAAGAGGAGCGCCACACAGGGACAUGCAUCCAUAAGCUCACAUUGACUUCUAACCAAUAUGCACUUGCCAGAGGUUGGACAAGUUCACCACAGGAGAGGGUGGAAGUAGCUACCGUUAUAGUGUGGGUUUUUUCCCUUGAGAACAGGAUACUGAACCCUGCAGACAUCUGUUGUGGUUAUGCUGGUUCUAUGUUGCAUGGAGGUAUUUUCCUUGACGCCCUAAUGUCAAGCCCUUUCUGUUGAAAUAAGGGUGGAGCAGAAAAGCUAGACUUGGACAUAUUCUUUAUCUUUUUUUGUCAGGGGGCGGGGGUAGAUUUUUAAUUGACACCUAUAAUCAUGUUGGCUCCAUCCUAUCUAGGUGAUCCCUUGGCCAUAUCUUUACUUGAUCCUGUAAUCAUAGUUUUAUUUAUUUGAAAUUAUAUUUCACAGUGCUCAUCAUGCGUCAGGUUGUACAUAUUUGCUUUCCGUUGACUGUUCAGAGAACCAUGGUGCUAGAUAUGAUGGGCAAUAGGCUUGGAGGCUCCUGGGUCAGAGACCCUGCAAAUAAUAACUAUUUUUCUAUCCAUUCUCCACUCCCCUCUCACACAGACCGGGGAAGGGACCUCCAUUAUGUUCAGUUAAACGGUUAGAUAACGGUUAGUGUCACCCUUAUAGAGUUUGCUGCAGCUAAAUCAUAUCUUUAAGAACUUUCCCUUCACCAUUUUUGUAUGUAGCAAACACUACCCAAUCCAAGAGUGACGAGUUUAGCUGGAAACUUCAGUGCAUCUUUUUUUAUUUUAAAUAUAUUUUAUUACUAUCAUGGCAAAUUCUGAUUACCUUUGCAAUAAUAUUAGGCCUACGACUUUGCUGCAUUACAGUUGCGCGUCUUUAGUGAACUAACAAAAUCCAGACUCCAUAUUUCUUCGACAUUCAGUGGAGUUAACAAAGAACUGACUUCUCUCUCUGACAUUCUCCGCAAUCCAAGGGUGGAAGGGUGGAACACUGUCCAAGUUACACCACUAAGAGAUGCGUUAUAAACUCUAUAUAUUCCCGACUGUGUGGACUGACAGCACCCCUGAGAUCUCAAGCAUAGCAUUAGGCCAGUACUGUACUGUGUUGCUCCGUAGGAUGGCUUUAAGAGAGAAUCAUGUCUUGGUGUAAAACCUAGAUAGGGAGAGAAUGCACUCAGCACCUUAACGUUUGCUGUCGUACAACUUUAGACAACGCUGUCAGUUCAGUCAGACAUAUUAGGAAAUCAAAUGUACACACUGUGGUUCACAUCUUUACAGUGAGAGAUUGCUUGAGCUCUAAAAUAGCUGUAUUUAUUCAUGUUUCUGUUCAGAUUUUGGACUGGUGAAACUAGCUUUGCUUAGUGUAAAUGGUGGUGGUCUUGUGGGAAAUCUUCCUCCCCUCAUUUCCUCUUUUUGUUUACUUUGUUUCCUCUUUUAUUUGAACCUUGAUGUUUGAGGAAAGUUGCGUAUUACAUUUCAGUCUUUACACAAGACAUUGUUCUAAAGCAGGUCUUUUUUAAUUGUUUUUGAUUUUAUUUCUUUGUUCUGGUAUAAUUUUCAUGGAGAAAGUACAGCAGGCCUUAGUAUCGGCAGGCCUUAUAACAGGAGAAUAGCAAGCAUUCGAGUCCAUGCUAUUCUUCCCAUCUGCGUACUACAGAGAACCCUUCAAGCUAGAGAUAAUAAUCUAAAGGAAAUGAGUUCUGUCCUUUUUGGAAUUUAAUACACAGUAAGGAAGAGCUUAAGCCCGCCUGCCUGCGCGACCAAUCAGUGAGAUGGAGCCUAUAUUCCCAUGUGUCAAUCAUCUAACACCCUUAGCAGAGUUUGCCAUUAACAGGAUGCAUCUGGAUUUCAGGGAUACGGCUAUCCUUAACCUAGCUUCCCUUUCUGCUUAAAACCGGAAAUGGGAACACCUCUCAGAGCAGAAAGUUUCUCUAUACCCACUCCACUCCCCAACCUCUUGCCAGGAUUCUACCUCAGUUGUUCUGACAGAUGUUAAAGAAUACUAAUGCAAAAAAAGGAUGAUGAUGAUAAUAUAAUAAGAGUAACUUGGUUUUAAUGUCCUGCAGAGCUGGCCUGUGUGUUCAAUGAAGCAUGCAAAGCACUAGUUGGAAACCUGAAGUUACCAUGACGAUCUCUCCCAGAACUGGUUCAGAAAGCUGUAUGUUCUAUAUGGUAGGGUUAUUUUAAAGUAUAACAAAGUGUAAAAGACAUAAGAAAAUGUGUGAACUUGUCUUUGUUACCUUGUACAAAUAAACCCUGAGUUUGUAAAUAAUUGAAUACAUAUUUCUAAACCCGUUUAAUUUUUCUAUGCACUUUUUUUAUUUAUAAUGUUAUUUGCUUAAUAAAGAUGUUAAGAUGUUUGAACAAA
Molecule: messenger RNA, 3450 nt
Organism: Salvelinus namaycush (lake trout)
Lineage: Eukaryota; Metazoa; Chordata; Actinopteri; Salmoniformes; Salmonidae
Product: histone-lysine N-methyltransferase 2B-like
Biological process (GO): positive regulation of DNA-templated transcription
Cellular component (GO): nucleus; histone methyltransferase complex
Molecular function (GO): histone H3K4 methyltransferase activity; protein binding
Source: RefSeq, a predicted model, not a curated record